Messenger RNA from Rhododendron vialii, 2070 nucleotides. Its product is annotated as protein NUCLEAR FUSION DEFECTIVE 4-like. Lineage: Eukaryota; Viridiplantae; Streptophyta; Magnoliopsida; Ericales; Ericaceae. Gene Ontology annotation, biological process: transmembrane transport. Bases 184 to 1884 code for a protein of 566 amino acids. The transcript has 2 exons. Gene Ontology annotation, molecular function: transmembrane transporter activity. The record is from RefSeq and is a predicted model, not a curated record. Gene Ontology annotation, cellular component: membrane.
AGGGAAAAAAUGUAAUUAUGUAAGAAGAAAUCGAUCGAGUUGGAGAGUCGCCCGUCGCAGAGCUACACCGAAUGGUACCAAUCAAAUUUGGCUAACUUCAAACAUCGAAGUUGUUAAUGGAUGCCAUGUAUGCUAGUAUAGACAGCUAGAACUUGGGAAAUUCAUUCCGGGAGAGAGAGAGAGAUGGGUAGUAGCAGAAGUUGGACGGACAACAAAUGGACGGCUACGGCGGCGAGCAUAUGGAUCCAAUGCACCAGCGGCUCGCUCUACACCUUCAGCAUCUACUCCGCCGCCCUCAAAUCGACCCAGCUCUACGACCAGUCCACCCUCGACACCGUCUCCGUCUUCAAGGACAUCGGCGGCGGCGCCGGCGUCCUCUCCGGCCUCCUCUACACCGCCGCCACCUCCCCCCCUUCUUCUUCUUCAUCGUCUUCUCGCACCGCCGUCUGCAGCCGCGGGGGGCCGCGGAUUGUCCUCGCCGCGGGGGCUAUCCAGUGCUUCGCGGGCUACUUCCUCAUGUGGCUGUCGGUGGCCGGGUUGGUUCCGAGGCCGCCCGUGGCGCUCAUGUGCUUCUACAUGUUGAUGGCGGCUCACGCCACGAGUUUUUUCAACACUGCGAACGUGGUGACGGGUGUUAAUAACUUCCCCAAUUAUCGUGGGACCAUAGUUGGCAUCAUGAAGGGUUUUCUUGGUUUAAGUGGAGCAAUAUUAAUCCAAGUGUAUCAGACACUAUUGGAGGAUAAGCCUAGCGCAUAUGUUCUAAUGUUGGCACUUUUCCCCGCUUGCAACACUCUGUUGCUCAUGUGGUUCGUAAGAAUCUAUAGGGAAACCGAAGGAGAUGAAGACAAGCACCUGGAUCGUUUCUCGUUGGUUUCUUUGGUUAUCGCUGCUUAUCUCAUGGUCAUCAUUAUUUUAGACAAUGCCCUCUCGUUGCCAUCACCAGCACGCAUCUGCAGACUUGUCAUACUUGUUAUGUUGCUAACAUCCCCCUUUUAUGUUGCAAUGAAAGCCCAUCUGAGUGAUUCAAGAAGGAUUUCAGGUACUUCUUUUAGCGGACACCAAAUUGAUGAUUCCAACCUUUUGGCUCCAGAGAUACACAGUGACAGUAGACAUGCCCAUAGUGGGUAUCAUCAGGUUCCCAGUGGUACCGUUAGAGAGGUAGAUAAGAAUACGAAAGACAAGACAACUUCGCAAUGGGGAGAAAAUCUGAAUCUUGUGCAAGCGAUUUGCACUAGUAGCUUCUGGCUUUUGUUUAUUGCAGCGGCUUGUGGUAUGGGUUCAGGACUCGCCACGGUGAAUAACAUUAGCCAGAUUGGAGCAUCUCUUGGUUACACAAGUUCCGAGACAAGUAGUAUGGUUUCUCUUUGGAGCAUUUGGAAUUUCGUUGGUCGUUUUGGAGCUGGUUAUCUAUCGGAAUCUUUCUUGCAUGUGAAUGGAUGGGCGAGGCCAUUGUUCAUGACCAUUACUCUGGUAACUAUGAGCAUUGGCCAUGCUGUCAUUGCUUCCGCAUUCCCGGGUGCUCUAUACGUUGGUUCUGUUCUAGUCGGUGUUUGUUAUGGUUCCCAGUGGUCGUUAAUGCCUACAAUCGCUUCUGAGAUAUUUGGGGUAGUGCAUAUGGGAACAAUUUUCAACACCAUUGCCAUUGCAAGUCCUAUUGGGUCUUAUAUUCUCUCUGUGAGGGUUAUCGGGUAUAUUUACGAUGUAGAAGCAUCGGUUGAGGGGGGUAACAGUUGCAGUGGAACUCAUUGCUUCAGGCUAUCCUUCCUUGUUAUGUCGUCUGCUGCUCUUUUGGGAUCUCUUGCUGCAUUAAUACUGUUCUUCCUCACAAAAGACUUCUACCAUCAGGCUAUACUCAGAAGGCUACUAAAUUCUGUUAGGAAGUGAAUUAGAUGCUUGAUCUUACUGUGUACUACUUACUGUAUAUAAAAAGUACUAGUUAAGUAAUCUUGUCACAUAUCUGUAUAUGGAAAAUUCAAAUAUUCGACGUUGGAUCGUCCAUUGGAGAUUUGAGAGAACAUUGAGUUGACUACACCACUCAAUUAUAGGUUGCAAAGGGAUUCUGGUUUGUUU